UUUUCCUCUCAGCCUCUUUGAAGAAGCAAUGAGGAGCAGGCAGCCGUCGCCCCGCUGACUCCAGGACUGGUCUGGGAUGCAGUGACAGCCGUUUGUUUUCCGCUGGGAUCAUAUUUGUAUAUUUCUCGGGAAAACAAACAAUACGUUGCGGAUUUGGCAGAUCCAUCAAUCGGAUGCAAGCAGAGCCAGGCCCAACUUCACAAUGGGCCCAUUACCCCUGUGUGUCCUGCUCCCGGUGACGGUGCUGGCUGUGGUGUUGGCUGUUACUGCCGAAGAGAACGCAGUCGAAGAUGACUAUACCUGGCCGCAGUGGAAGGUGCCUCUGGUAAGAAAAAGACGCACCGUGCCUCUCAGCAGCCCAAAAUUCUCAGCCCGUCCUCAGACAGAGCUGAGUGGGACCUGUGGGAUUAAGUGUCAGCUUCGCGUGCCUGCUUCGUCUCUGGAGGACCUGGAGCAAUUCCUGUCCUACGAGACGGUUUAUGAGAACGGUACACGCACGUAUACCUCAGUUUCUGUGCAGGGCCUCAAUGAGGUGACUGCCUGGUCCAGAAAUGUCUCAUCUAGCUCCCGCCACAAACGAGAGGUGUACGGCACAGACACCCGCUUCACCAUCUCUGAUAAGCAGUAUUCCACCAAAUAUCCCUUCUCCACCUCGGUGAAGAUCUCCACAGGAUGCUCUGGGGUUCUUGUGUCACCUAAACAUGUGCUGACCGCUGCCCACUGCAUCCAUGACGGCAAGGAUUAUCUCGACGGGGUGCAGAAGCUGCGUGUUGGUAUUCUGAAGGAGAAGUCCAGACGAGGGAAAGGAGGCAAAGGGAGAGGAGGUCGAGGGAAGGGCAGGAGGAGAAAGGGAGACAAAGAUAAAGAGGAAGUGCAGGAAAAGGAAGAGAAUGAUGGGAAAGUGGAGCGUAAAGGAAAAGGAAAAGGGAGGAAGAGCCGGAGUCGGAGAAGUGCGGAGCCAGACAAACCUUCAUUCAGGUGGACAAGGGUCAAGCAGACCCAGGUGCCUAAGGGCUGGUUCAAAGGUGUGGGUGACAGGCUGGCUGCGGAUUAUGACUACGCUGUUCUGGAGCUGAAGAAAGCCCCAAAAGUCAAGCACAUGGAUCUGGGUGUUAUCCCUUCACUCAAGAAGGUCCCUGCCGGGAGGAUCCACUUCUCCGGCUUUGACGAUGACCGGCCUGGCAACCUGGUGUACCGGUUCUGCUCCGUAUCUGAGGAGUCCAAUGAUUUGUUGUACCAAUACUGCGAUGCCAAGCCCGGCUCCAGCGGCUCAGGGGUCUACAUCCGCCUCAAAGAGCCUGGCAAGAAGAAGUGGAAGAGGAAGAUUAUCGGGAUUUUCUCCGGUCACCAGUGGGUGGAUGUAAAUGGGGAUGGGACGCAGCAGGAUUACAACGUGGCAGUGAGGAUAACGCCUCUCAAAUAUGCCCAGAUCUGCUACUGGGUCCACGGGGACUCAAGCGAGUGCCACGUAGCCUAAGGCAGUACAGGAUCCCCCCUUGACCACCUACCCUUGUCCUGUCCCUCCGACCCACCUCCAUCCAAUAUGCGACACCCUACCUACUCUUACCAACAAGUGUCAUGACCAACCAGGGGCCCGACGACUGCCUGUCAUCUUGCCACCUCCCUGUUACCUCCUGUGCCUCCCAGUGACUCUCACUACACUGAUCAAUAAGCACACAGCCACACACACACCCACACACACACACACACACACAAUCAACAAACAGCAAUACAGACUCAGUGUUGACAACAAAAAGAACUCGUCAGCACAUCAAGAGAACUGUUGCUCGUACGCUUUUCUAAUUUAUUUGCUUAAAAAAAAGAGAAAAAAAAUGUGUUGUAUGUAUUAACAGAUCAUUCAGAUCUACAGUUUUGCUUUCUAGUUUGACUUUUUUUUUUUUUUUUCAAAGAAUUGACCUUUUCAAAUACCAUUUUGGAAAGCUUGUAUAUUCAAAUAUUUGGGAGCAAAGCCCUGGUACAUUGAUCUUACAUCCCAGUCAGGCUUUGUAUGGAGGAACCAGCAUCUUCCCGAGUUCUCCACCACUGUAAAGAAGAGCGCGCGCAUCGGCUUUGACAAAAGACCCAGGAGAGAUUAAUGUAACUUUUGUUUUACAUAUUAUGAUAUUGAAGAUAACUGUUUUUAUAAACUUUUUAAGUGAGCGAACUGGUGUUUUGCAUUGUGUAUAUCUAGAACUUCUUUGUUUGUUUGUUUGUUUUUGUUUGUUUUUUACAGCUUCCUUUCUAAAAGAAAAAAAAGAAUAUUUUCUGUCUAAAUAGAGAAAGGGUCCUUAUGGAUCCUGGUUAGAAGACUUUUUCUGAUUUGACUCUCACAAUUUUUUCUCUGUUCUUGCAACACAGUGAAUGUGGUUUCAUUGUUGUGCACAUAAUUAUAUCGGUGCUUUUCCAGAAGACGUGGUGCUAAUUUAUGGAAUUGUAAACUUUUUUUUUCUUUAUAUUCUUCUCAGAAUAUAUUUUGAUAGCCUAGUACUGUAACUAUGUAUUUAAUGUGAGGCCACAUAUUUGGGGUGCGAUAAGAUGGGACCGAAACCAUUUAACAAUUUACUUGAGCUGUUGAGAUUUCUCUAAUUCUGUGGGUUAAAUGAGAUUACAAAAGCAAUAUUGUUAUAUAAUAACAAACUGAAAUCUGGGAUGUGAUAUUUUCGUGUUGUUCACGUUGUUCCAAAAACUGUAUACGAGAAUCAUUCUGAAUACCAAAUACCUGAAACUAAUGAUGCAGAUUGAAGACUACCAACCAUUAAACCAA
Acanthopagrus latus (yellowfin seabream) is the source of this 2764-nucleotide messenger RNA. It is a transcript of the gene prss35, whose product is annotated as serine protease 35. Gene Ontology annotation, molecular function: serine-type endopeptidase activity. The coding region runs from base 203 to 1477 and encodes 424 amino acids. The record is from RefSeq and is a predicted model, not a curated record. Lineage: Eukaryota; Metazoa; Chordata; Actinopteri; Spariformes; Sparidae. Gene Ontology annotation, biological process: proteolysis. The transcript is spliced from 2 exons.